Molecule: messenger RNA, 2578 nt
Organism: Zingiber officinale
Lineage: Eukaryota; Viridiplantae; Streptophyta; Magnoliopsida; Zingiberales; Zingiberaceae
Product: mediator of RNA polymerase II transcription subunit 25-like
Exons: 15
Coding region: 129-2396 (755 amino acids)
Biological process (GO): positive regulation of transcription by RNA polymerase II
Cellular component (GO): mediator complex; transcription regulator complex
Source: RefSeq, a predicted model, not a curated record
UUUGUUACGAGUGACUCGAUCAAUCGGGUGCGAGCGUGCGGUUGUUCGCUUCCCUUCUCUCUCUCCCUACCAAGUCAACAGCGAGCUGUCGUAGCGUGUCGGCUGUUGAAGCCCUCCGGAGGAGGAGAAUGGCGGAAAAGCAGCUGAUCGUGGUGGUGGAAGGGACGGCUGCCCUUGGCCCCUAUUGGCAGACCAUCCUCAACGAUUACCUCGAUAAGAUCAUCAGGUGCUAUUAUGGGAAUGAGUUAACUGGGCAGAAACUUAGUGGAACAAACCCUGAGCUCGCUUUGGUUGUAUUCAACACACAUGGCCCUUAUAAUGAUUUUGUGGUGCAACGGAGUGGUUGGACAAAAGACUUGGAUAUUUUCCUCCAGUGGCUAUCAACAAUGUGCUUUUCUGGUGGUGGUUUCAGUGAAGCUGCCAUUGCUGAAGGCCUUUCUGAAGCAUUAAUGAUGUUUCCAGUCUCUAUAAAUGCCUCAGACAAUCAUCAAAUCCCUGAAGUACAAAAACAUUGUAUCCUUGUUGCUGCUAGCAAUCCCUACCCUCUCCCUACUCCUGUCUAUCGACCUCCUGUCUCAAGUUUAGAACACAAGGAGAAUACUGAAGUACAAACAGAGAGUUUCCUUGCUGAUGCUGAGACUGUUGCAAAAUCAUUUAGCCAGUGCUUUGUCUCAUUGUCCGUGAUUUCACCUAAACAACUACCUAAAUUGAGAUCAAUAUAUAAUUGGGGAAAGAAAAAUCCUCGGGCUGCAGAUCCAUCAGUAGAUCACAUUAGAAAUCCUCAAUUUCUAGUUUUACUCUCAGAGACCUUUGUGGAGGCUUGUGCUGCUCUAAGCCGCUCUUUAUUGCCAAACCAGAGCAUCUCAAAUCAAGGAAUUGGAAAGAUAGAUGGGUCAUCUGCUGGUUCUAUUUCAGGACUGCCUGCAACUGCUAACCCAUCAGUUAAUGGAACUAUGAUGCCCCGUCAACCAAUAACUGUUGGAAGCAUCCCAACUGCAACUGUAAAAGUGGAGCCAAUGACUGUCUCUUCUAUGGUGUCUGGUCCAGGUUUUUCACAUGUAUCAUCAAUUACUAAUGUUCCUCAAGUAGUUUCCAACCUACAGAAUUCUUCUCCGUCUCAUAGCUCUCAGGAAAUGAAUGCAAAUAUUGACACCACACAGGAAAUCAAACCAUUAUUAAAUCCUCUCUCACAGCCAUUACGUGCUGCAGUUCCUGCUCCAGCUAAUGUCAACAUCCUUAAUACGAUUUCCCAACAUCGAACACCUGUUGCAGUUCACAUGUCGAAUAUGAUCUCUAGCGGUAUGGCAUCAUCUGCUCAUUCAACCAUUUCUUCAGUCCCGGGGUCAGGACCACCAAUGGCUAUGUCACAAGUUGCUCAAAAUUCACCACUUGGUUCACUUGCAUCAGUCAAUUCUAAUUUAGGUGGAAACUCAAGUAUUGGCAUUCCACCCACACUAAUGGGUCUUUCAGCAUCAAAUGUUGGACAAGGAACAUUAACAUCAGGUGCACAAAUAAGCCAAGUUGGAAUAACAAUAAACCAAAACAUGAUAAACAAUCUUGUAUCCAGCUCUGUCUCCUCUGGGCCUGGAACCAUGAUCCCAACACCUGGAAUGUCUCAGCAAUCUGGAUCACAUUCACUUGAGGUAGCUAAUAAUAUUGCAAUCAACAUGCCUUUGGCGCAGCAAGCCCCAAAUAUUCAACAGUCCCAGUCCAAAUAUGUUAAAAUUUGGGAGGGAUCAUUGUCUGGACAGAGACAAGGGCUACCUGUGUUUAUUUGUAAACUUGAAGGUUAUAGAAGUCAAACAGCAUCAGACUCUCUAGCAGCAGAUUGGCCACCAGCCAUGCAAAUUGUACGCCUCAUAGCACAAGACCAUAUGAAUAACAAGCAAUAUGUGGGGAAGGCAGACUUUUUGGUAUUUCGAACACUAAACCAGCAUGGAUUUCUUGGACAAUUGCAAGAAAAGAAGCUUUGUGCAGUCAUCCAGUUACCUUCACAGACAUUGCUUCUCUCUGUCUCUGACAAAGCUGGCCGAUUAAUUGGCAUGCUUUUUCCUGGGGAUAUGGUAGUCUUCAAACCUCAAGUCCCAAGUCAGCAGCAGCAGCAGCAGCAGCAGCUUCAACAGCUGCAACCACAAUCACAGUCCCACUUACAUCUCCAACAGCAACAUAUGCAGCAGCAACAACUUCAACAGCAAGCACAGCAGCAUCAGCAUCAGCAUCAGCAUCUUCAGGCGCAGCAGCCGGCUCAACAGCAGCAACAGCAGCAACAACAAAUUGUAGGGGCUGGAAUCAGCCAAACAUUUAUUCAAGGACAUGGCAGGUCCCAAAUCAUGACACAGGGAAGGCUACCUCAAGCAGGGCCAACUAAUAUGCCUGGAGGAGGUUUUUUACCUUAACCAUGUAUUAAUUAGAUGUAUAUUGGGCGUGCCACCUUUUGUUCUAUAGAAUACCUAAAACUACCGCGACCAUUAUCAUAAUUUAUGUUCAUGAAUGCUUUACUCCACUUAAGUUGUACUCAUCAUGGUUCCUUCUGUAAGGUUCCCUAGUGGUAAUAUUAAUGUGAAUGGUUUGUGUUUAA